Cinclus cinclus is the source of this 2778-nucleotide messenger RNA. It is a transcript of the gene TJP3, whose product is annotated as tight junction protein 3. Gene Ontology annotation, cellular component: bicellular tight junction; plasma membrane. The coding region runs from base 16 to 2733 and encodes 905 amino acids. Gene Ontology annotation, biological process: cell-cell junction organization; cell-cell adhesion; protein localization to cell-cell junction. The transcript has 19 exons. The record is from RefSeq and is a predicted model, not a curated record. NCBI's taxonomy places the organism in Eukaryota, Metazoa, Chordata, Aves, Passeriformes, Cinclidae. Gene Ontology annotation, molecular function: cell adhesion molecule binding.
UGGUGGGUGCCCACCAUGGAGGAAAUGGUGAUCUGGGAGCAGCACACAGUGACACUAAGCAGGGAUCCUUAUCGGGGCUUUGGAUUUGCUGUCUCUGGAGGCCGUGACCGUCCCAACAGGACAACUGGAGACACAGCAGUGUUUGUUUCAGAUGUGGUGCCUGGGGGACCAGCAAUGGGUCAGCUCCAGAGGAAGGAUCACAUUGUGAUGGUGAAUGGCCUUUCCAUGGAGAAUGUCCCAUCAUCUGUCGCCAUCCAGACACUUAAAACCUGUGGCAAGAUCGCCAACAUUACGCUGAAAAGACCGAAGAAGAUUCACCUUCCUGUGAGCAAGAGCAGCCCUGGGUCCCCUGCUGUGCACUACGACUCAGAUGAGGACUACAGGCUGCACCGCUCCCGGGAUGACCUGGAUCAUAGCCAGGGCUAUGAUGGGGACUCAUCCAGUGAGAGGAGCUCUGGUCACCACCAUGAUGACCGUCGCCACCACAAGCCAGUGUCACGGAGCCAGAGGCGAAGCCAGGACAGCAGCCACUGGAUGCAGAGUAGCUCGGAUAGGAGAGGCCACGGCCGACAUGGCUCUGCCAAUGCCUUUGGCAAGGACGGGGACACCAAUGGGCUGGCCCUGGUGUCAGGUUUCAAGCGGCUGCCACGCCAGGAUGUGCCAAUGAAGCCCAUCACGUCAGUCUUGGUGAAGCAGAAACAGAAUGAAGAGUAUGGCCUGAAGCUGGGGAGUCAGCUCUUCAUCAAGCACAUAGUGGAGAGUGGGCUGGCGGCCAAGGGCAACUCCUUGCAGGAGGGAGACCUCAUCCUGAAGAUCAAUGGGGUAGCCAGCCAGGACAUGUCCUUGGCUGAAACCCAGCAGCUCAUUGAGCAGACAGAGGGGGUCCUGACCCUGCUCAUCCUCCGUGACCACCGGCAGUUCCUAGUCAACAUCCCUGACAUUGACAGCCAGAGUGACAGCUCCCGGAUGGACGAUAUCUCAGACAUCGACUCUGAGCUGUCCCAUCCAGCAUCUCCAGAGGCCUCCCCACGACCUCCAGCUGCUGCCAGGACAAAUUCACUGGAGAGGAGAAGAUUGAACAGGGAGCCUGCCGCCGAGGUGACUGUAGCUGAUGCUCAUGGCCCAGACCUUCUGGAAGCCAUGGAGUGGGAUGGCCACAGCCCCCACACCAGCCCCACUGCCCAAGCUGCCCACAAGGACAGGUACAGCACCAACUCCAGGGUCGUACGGUUUGUGAAGGUGAAGAGUGUGGGGCUGCGGCUGACGGGUGGGAACGAUGUGGGCAUCUUUGUGUCGAGUGUGCAGGAGGGGAGCCUAGCUGACAGCCAGGGCGUUCGGGAAGGUGACCAGAUCCUGCAGGUGAAUGACACCAGUUUCCAGAACCUGACCCGUGAGGAGGCUGUGGGAUAUCUCAUGGCCCUGCCCCCAGGCGAGGAGGUCACGCUGUGGAUCCAGAGCAAGCAGGACAUUUACAGGAAGAUGAUCUCGUCCAAUGUGGGUGACUCGUUCUACAUCCGGACACACUUUGACUUUGAGAAGGAUACACCAUCAGGGCUCAGCUUUGUCCGUGGGGACGUGUUCCAUGUGCUGGACACCAUGUACCGGGGCAGGAUGGGGAGCUGGCUGGCUGUGCGCAUGGGCAGGGACCUGCAGGAGCAGGAAAAGGGAAUCAUCCCCAACCAGAGCAGGGCCGAGCAGAUUGCCAGCUUGGAGUCGGUGCUGAAAGCCACGUCUGGUGCCAAUCCUUCUGGGGCAAGGGCUGAGUUUUGGAAGCUGCGGGGCUUGCGGGGAGCCAAGAAGAUGCUGCGGAAGAGCAGGGAGGACUUGUCUGCCCUCACAAAGCAGGGGCGCUACCCACCAUAUGAGAGGGUGGUCCUCAAGGAAGCCAGCUUCAAGCGGCCGGUGGUGAUCCUGGGCCCCAUCGCAGACAUCGCUGUGCAGAAGCUGAGCAGGGAGCUGCCCGAGCUAUUUGAAAUUGCCCCGAGCGUGCCCCGAGACGGGGCAUCGUCCAAGGUCAUCAAGCUGGACUCAGUGCGGCAGAUUGCAGAAAAGAACAAGCACGCCUUGCUGGACAUCACGCCCUCGGCUGUGGAGCGCCUCAAUUACGUGCAGUACUAUCCAGUGGUGGUGUUCUGCGAGCCUGAGAGCCGGCAGGGCAUCAAGGCCAUGCGGCAGUGGCUGGCACCUGACUCCAGGAAGAGUUCCCGGCGCCUCUAUGCCCAGGCCAACAAGAUGAAGAAGUAUUGCAGCCACCUCUUCACAGCCACCAUCAGCCUCAGUGGCAGUGGCAAUGCCUGGUACGAGCAGAUCCAGGAUAUCAUAAGGACACAGCAAAGCCAGCCUGUCUGGACAACAGCAGAGCAGGCAGAUGUAGCACCCGAGGACAGUCUGGAACUGCUGAACCCACCGAGCACAGUGGCCUCAGGCUACCUGACAUGUGACAGCCAUGCCAACAGCGACUACGACGACACAGAUGGAGAGGUGGGCGCCUUCACUGAUGGUGAGGCAGAGGAUGCCUGUGACCAGCCCGGGCUUGCCCGCUCCUCUGAGCCAGCACAGCUGGCCCCAAGCCACAGCCAGAGUGAACAGGUGCCUGAACAGUCACAGCAGGGCAGGCACUAUGACAGCAUCAGGGAAUACGAGCACGAGGCAGUGAGGAGGAGGUUCACACGGGCCAGGGAUGACUCAGACCAGGAUGAAGACUACGAGUGGGGCCCAGCCACAGAUGUGUAGUGGCACUGCUGUCUUGUCCUUCACACAACCCUGCACAACUGGGUG